UCGUUUGUUUGAUCCGUUAAACCCUUCGAACCAAAAACCUCUUCCUGUGACCGAUCUUACUUUUCAUGAUCGGAGAAAAUAGCGCCAGAGGUUUUCAGAUUUGGUACUAGAAAUGAAUUCCAGAUUACUCCAAAUCCUGUAUCGCACGGCACAGAAUCGAGCAUUUACUUCUCGGGUUGGAAGUUCAGCAAACUAUUCAUGUGGCAUCACAAAUGGUGGUUUAGUUAAUCAAUUGGGUAUUCAGAAGACUUCUUUCCUCAGUAACAGUCACACUGCUUUUUCACUGGUUCGGGGACAUAAGAUGAUAAUAUGUUCUGCAGUGGCUGCAGAUUUAUCAAUAUUCUCGCAUAGCAUUGGCAUUAGGUUGGCGACAACACAAGCAAAAGCCCCCCCACAAGCACGUCAAAUGGGAGCCCUCAAAGUUUCCAUGUUGAGUCCUGGAAUUAUCUAUGAACCUUAUUCACCUCGUCAACCAAUACCAUUUUGGCAGAGAUGGUUCACAAGAAGUGGUUGGAGGAGAACAAAAGACGAUAUCAUUUUAGAGCUAAAAAGUGCUUACGCAAUUGCAAAAUUAAGAAAGAAGGGGUACUCAAAGAAACAAUUUUACGAAGAGGCAGUAAAUUUAUAUAAAGAGAUAAACACUUUGAUAGCAAAUGGUGACAAAACAUCGUUGAGGAAAGCAGUCACAGAGAAAAUGUAUUCAGCAUUGAAGAAUGAAAUCAAACUCAGAGAAUCCAAAUGGAACAAAGUUUACUGGGAAAUGAUCCUACCAGUUGUCAAGAUCCGCACGUUACGAGCUAGAUUGAUUGGUGUUGAUCGAAGUGACCUCGAAAAGGUUUUCGUUCAGCUUACCCUUGAGAUUCUUGCCAAGCAGAAGUUUGAAGCAUAUAAUGCGGAAGGUGCUGUCGUUGCUGGAGAUAAAUCUAAGGAGGUCCUUGUCCGUGAUAUCUGGGUAUUUGAGAAAUCUCUUUUUCAUGAGGGAGCUUUUUGGCGUCUCUGUGGGCGAAUUCCAAUCUAAUAUCAUCCUUCACAGUAGAAGCUUCUUUAUCCAAUUUUGUAGAUCAACAGGUUCCAUCUUUACUUUAAUAAUUUCUUUUUAUUAUUCUAUCAUAUACAAUUGUGUAGUUUAUGAAUUCACUCCUAAAUUAUGAUAUCAACACGAGAGACGUUCCUAGGAAUUUUAAUUCUAAUAAUUUUUGGUAUCUUCCUUGUUCAAGCCAUCUCUAGUAGAGAUAAGCGUGACAGUGAUUAUUCAAAUAAUUCUUUUAAUCCUUUUCCUUUCUAGUUCCCUGUUCAUCAGAAUUGCUUUCAGCUAAUUAAUAACAGUUUUCAUUUUUUU
Messenger RNA from Cucurbita moschata (crookneck pumpkin), 1339 nucleotides. RefSeq names its product 39S ribosomal protein L45, mitochondrial. NCBI's taxonomy places the organism in Eukaryota, Viridiplantae, Streptophyta, Magnoliopsida, Cucurbitales, Cucurbitaceae. Gene Ontology annotation, cellular component: mitochondrion. Bases 113 to 1018 code for a protein of 301 amino acids. The transcript is spliced from 12 exons. The record is from RefSeq and is a predicted model, not a curated record.